Anopheles marshallii is the source of this 1551-nucleotide messenger RNA. RefSeq lists its product as uncharacterized. Bases 1 to 1551 code for a protein of 516 amino acids. The record is from RefSeq and is a predicted model, not a curated record. Gene Ontology annotation, biological process: selenium compound metabolic process. Gene Ontology annotation, molecular function: selenium binding. Gene Ontology annotation, cellular component: extracellular region. Lineage: Eukaryota; Metazoa; Arthropoda; Insecta; Diptera; Culicidae. The transcript has 3 exons.
AUGAACGUAAUCACCGGAACGUAUGAUAGCAGCAACAUGCCGAUCUACCGAUCGCAUGUGAUUGUUGGGCUGCUGCUGGUGUCGUGCUGUGGUUUGGGAGUGUCCCAGGAAAUGAGCAUCAGUGAGGAGCUGGAAACCUGCAGUUCCCUGGACCGACCACUGCUGGAGCGUGAGUUCGGUGAUGGGGCGGAUGAUUUUUUCGGCAAAAUUACCGUCCUGUAUAAUGUUGCGCCACCGAAACCGGUGCAAACGCCGCGCGUGUUUGCUGAUCGUGAUCCGAUCUUCUACAACAAGAUCGACUACCGGGAGCAGAUUAAGUACUAUCACAACCUGUACCAGAUGUUCCACAGUCAGCAGGAGUACCGGAAUGAGGUACGGUUUUUGCUGAGUGCUUCGCUGCAUCGCGUACGGUACGAGCUGGCAAAUUACGACUUUGCCAACUUCUUCACUACCGUUCAAACGCUGGCCGGCGAAUACAAUCUUACCGUCUAUCCGAAUCGUCUGAACGCGAACCGGACGUUUUCGCUGUUCGGCCUGCGGGAAUUCCAGGUGUACGUCAUCGAUCGUUGCUCGCGCGUUUCGUACAUAAUACAGCCGCCCUGGAGCUUGAUACAGUACGCGUACGUGAAGGCGGCCGUACUGUCCACAUUCUACGAUCGACCGUGUGGAAAAUGUGAGUUGGAAAAUUUCCUCAACUCAACAUUGGUGGAGAAUGAAAAACUUUCACAACCCACGGAGGAAGGUUCUGUGAACGAUACCAAACCCUACGAAGAUGCCUCGGACGAGUCGGAUCACCACACAGAGGAUGAAGAGGAUAAUGACAGUAUAAGACCGUACAGUGAGGAAGAUGAAGACGAAGAUGAUUCCGGCGGUGAACGAACAAGCAGUUAUGGCAACAAUGUAGAUCCAUUUGCCAACCUGAACGUCACCGGACCGGAACUGGAGCUACCACUGCGUAUCAUACUUCCGGUACUGCAUGUCCACGUGCCGCCUGAAAAUGAUACAUCGACCGAAUAUAAGCUCCAUCCAUACCUGGUGUUACACUCCAAUAACACCGAAAGCCACGUGCUACAUUCGUUCCUGGUUCCUACGCAGUCCGAGGUGAAACUCCACGAAUUACCGCUACCCUUACCGCCGAAUUCCACAACGAGCGCACCAGAGACCGUUAAUGAAGAGCAGGUUCGCAUCACGCAAGAUGAUAAAAUACGUGUCGGUGGUACAGAUUGGUCGAAAGGAGAGUUGGGUACGAUACUGAACGCCAGCUCGGUACUGUACGAUCCUGAGCAGCAGCGAGUGUACGAACGUUUGCACCGGUACAAUCUGACCGAACGGGUGCAGUACGACGAGGUGGCGGAGAUAUCCGUGUCCAACCGGUACGAUGCGUGGAACCGACGACGAACGCCACCGAAAGUGGAUCCGACCCGGAACAAUAAACGAUCGCAGAUAAAGAAACAUUACGCCCGGUUGAUUCCGUGGCUUAACUGGACGUUUGGCAGGGCUAUACCGCCGGCAGGUGGGAUGAGGGCAAACGUAUCCGGAAGUGCAAAUUAA